Molecule: messenger RNA, 2366 nt
Organism: Rhodamnia argentea
Lineage: Eukaryota; Viridiplantae; Streptophyta; Magnoliopsida; Myrtales; Myrtaceae
Product: rab GTPase-activating protein 22-like
Exons: 11
Coding region: 637-2013 (458 amino acids)
Biological process (GO): activation of GTPase activity
Molecular function (GO): GTPase activator activity
Source: RefSeq, a predicted model, not a curated record
GAGAGAGAUGAAGCAGUGAUGGAGGUGGUGGAAAAAUUAAGGAAGAUGAGGAGGAGGAGGAACCAACCAAAGCCAUAAAUUUUCUUUUGGUCCGGAAACUGAAACCAAAUCCAUGAAUGAAGGGGAGUUAAAUUUAGACAAGCGGGCGGGUUUUAAGUAGCGCAUUAACCGGCUUGCGUUCCUGCGUUGUGAGAUUGUCAUAACAAACACCAACCCAACAAAAAAUAUAUAUAUUAAUUAGUAAUUCCCAACUCCCAACCGCCGCCGCCGCCCGCCGCCGCCGCCUCGCACACCUGUUGACAGGACAUCUCCGACGCCACCGCAUUGUCCUUUCAGCAACUCCGACAUCCACCUAAUCUACAGCCUUUUCGCGCAACUGAACCAUAAGAAGAAAGACACAAGAAAUUUUAAAAAAUAAAAAUAAAAGAAGAAGCAUUAUUUUUUUUGUUUUCCCAGGAUUUGCUUCGGUCGGUUUGUUGUGCGCCCAACUGGUUGCCGGACUUGGUCUCGCCGUCGCAUUGCGUGUUCUGGCUCUUCUCAUUCGCCGUUUCAGGAGAAGGAUCCAUCGUUCUAGCUGCUCGUCGUGGCCGUUCGACACUUGCGCUUGAUCGCGCCUCUGCAUUGUGAAAAGAUUGCAUGGAGUUUCGUGUUCCGGCGAUCUGGAGAGACCCUGGGGCUCCAGCCGAUUCUUUCUACGAGGUCCGGGCGGAAUGCACCGACGUUCCCAAGACGCGCUUCAGGAUCAAGGCUGGGAAAACUUUGAGCGCAAGAAAAUGGCAUGCCGCAUUUUCUCCAGAAGGAUACCUGGAUAUAGGCAAGACUUUGAGCCGAAUUCAACAUGGGGGUAUUCAUCCAUCAAUUAGAGGAGAAGUAUGGGAAUUUCUACUUGGGUGUUAUGAUCCAAAGAGCACAUUCGAUGAACGUGAACAGAUACGGCAACGUCGAAGGGAUGAAUAUGCAAGGUGGAAGGAAGAGUGCCGCCAAAUGUUCCCUCUUGUUGGAAGUGGUAGGUUUAUAACCGCGCCUAUAAUUACUGAGGACGGUAAGGCAAUCUUGGAUCCUAUCGUACUCCUCCAAACAAACCAACAUGGAGCAGUUUUGACUCCUCAAAAUACUUCUCAUGCCGCAACUGGCAUAGCGACGAACGGAACUGCGCUGGAAACAGUACAAGAAUCCUCAAGCCAUGUAAUUUCGGACAAAAAAGAAAUCCAAUGGAAGCUCACAUUACAUCAGAUAGGUCUCGAUGUUGUUCGAACAGACAGGCCGUUGGUGUUCUACGAAAAGCAAGAAAACUUGUCAAAACUUUGGGACAUUCUAGCAGUUUAUGCCUGGAUAGACAAAGAUGUUGGCUACUGUCAAGGAAUGAGUGAUCUUUGCUCCCCAAUGAUAAUGCUUCUUGACGAUGAAGCUGAUGCAUUUUGGUGCUUCGAACGGUUAAUGCGCAGAUUGCGAGGAAAUUUCAGAUGCACCGAGAGCUCUGUUGGGGUGGAGGCACAACUUACUAACUUGGCUGCUAUUACUCAAGUUAUCGAUCCGAAACUUCAUCAGCAUAUAGAAACACUGGGUGGAGGAGACUAUCUUUUUGCUUUCCGAAUGAUUAUGGUUUUGUUCCGUCGAGAAUUUUCAUUUGGUGACUCUUUGUAUCUUUGGGAGAUGAUGUGGGCCUUGGAAUAUGACCCAGACUUGUUCUCUAUGUAUGAAGAGCCCGAUUUAGCUGGUGAAAAAGCUGACGGGUGUAAAGGAAAAGCCAAGUCAAUACGACAGUGUGGGAAGUUCGAGAGAGAAAAUAUGAGAAAUGGAGCAAAGAACUCUGAUGCCCCUCUUCCCAUCUCGAUUUUCCUUGUUGCCAGUGUCUUGAAGGACAAGAGUGCAGUGCUCUUGCAAGAAGCUCGUGGCCUGGAUGAUGUCGUUAAGAUUCUAAAUGAUAUGACUGGAAAUCUGGAUGCAAAAAAGGCCUGCAGUGGGGCUAUGAAACUUCACAAGAAGUACUUAAGAAAGGCUAAGAAGACAUAGCCAAAACUGAAGCAUCCUUGAGAUUUGAUGGAAAAAAAGGAGGAACUGUUCAUGAUGUGCAUCGAUUUUUGGUGGAGAAUUUAUGUUUCGAUGCUUCUUGAUUCUGGCUCGGACGUGAUAUAUCUGUGGAUUCACGUGUCACGGUCAGCUUAUGAUUCCGGAGUUGUACAAAUAUCGUGUAUAUCUCUGUAUUUCUAAAAGAAAGACUAACAAAAGACAACUGCUUACUCAAACUGAUACCUAUUUUGUAUAUCAGUUCCUCAAAUAAUCCAUAUCUCCUUUGGAGCAAUCUCUAAUAAAAACAGUUCCCAAAUGUGUUUUUUCUUCCAAAAGUAAUUUAGGACAAAAGUGGU